GCCAGCUAUGCCUGCGCCUAGAGAAAGGUUAACGACGGCAAGAGUAGCAGAAGUUUUACUCAUUAUUGGAUGCUGUUAAUUGAUUGCAGGACCCCCUCCAAAUAACAAAAUGGAAUUAUAUUAUUGAUGUGGACAAUUGUUAUUUUGCAGAGUGGCCCAUCGGCUAAUAAUGAUACUGUCACUCCCAAAGCAGCUUCCACGUUGAUUAAUCCAGAAUCAGGUGGGUCCAAGAAUUCAAUGGUAAAACAAGCCCUUGACAUGUUGAAGGAAUCCCAAGAGCAUGGCUGUGGAGGGAGAGGGUAGAGAAGAGCCCAUACCAUCCAAGUCUGAGCAUAGAACAGAGGCAAGUGGGGAAAGGAACAAGGAGAGGGAAAGGGAGAGAGAAAGGGACAGGGACAGGGACAGGGACAGGGACAGGGAAAGGGAAAGAGCAAAAGCACGGGACCGUGAUAGAGGAAGGGAUUCUGAUAGGGAACGGGAGCGUGAUGAGAUUGACAAGGACCGGGAGAAGAUGAAGGAUAGAAAACAUCGGUCUAAGGAUAGAGGAGGGCAUUCAGAGAAAUCAAGGCGUCACUCAUAUCGAGGUUUGCAUUUAACAUUCUUACGAAGCUCCUCUUAUUCUUCAAGGGAGAAGGAUCGCCAUAGACAUCAUCCUUACUCUUGAACCAGUAGCCAAGGUGUACCUUUUUUCUAACCCAACUUUUAGAGCAUGAUAUACACUUAUAAACGUAUGUUAUGUGCUUCACUCAAGAGAAGAGGUUGUUUGUUUCUUGGGAAUUUUAAUUGUUGAAAGCAAGCUACUGUAAAACCAUUUUUUUAGAGAUAUUUGUUUUCUAAGUUAUCACAUGUUAUCAUAAAUUUUAAUGAAUUUUUUUUAAUUAAAUCUUCAUUUUAAUGAACAAAAGUAAGUGAAUAAAAAUACAUCCAAUUCUUGUCCCA
Messenger RNA from Vitis vinifera (wine grape), 939 nucleotides. RefSeq lists its product as uncharacterized. NCBI's taxonomy places the organism in Eukaryota, Viridiplantae, Streptophyta, Magnoliopsida, Vitales, Vitaceae. The coding region runs from base 281 to 664 and encodes 127 amino acids. The record is from RefSeq and is a predicted model, not a curated record. The transcript has 3 exons.